GGGAUCUACGUGCGCAUCUGCCGUGACGAGCACCGCAUCAAAUGGCAGUAUCGAAGCUACAACUACGCACUGUACAUCUUCCUUGUCGCCCAGCUGAUCGUCUCAUCCAUUCUCGUCAUUCUCGGAGCUCUGUCUCACGACUUCCAUAUCGCUACGGCUAUCCUGGGCGCCAUCAACGGUACCGUCGCAGGUAUCCUGGGCCUGCUGAAAGGACAAGACCUCCCCACGAAACUUAUCAAGUACGAAUAUGCCCUGCAAAGCGUGCGCAGGGAAAUUGAAUGGAUGGAACGAGAAGUCAUUACGGGAAAGGUGGUGACAUUUGAGGAUGUGGACAAGCUGGAAAAGAGAUAUGAGCGGGUGCGUGGGGAUGCUCAGAGGGGACUCACGGAUCCUUUUGUCAAAGACAAGGUCGAAGUAGGGCCAGGGAUA
Molecule: messenger RNA, 429 nt
Organism: Aplosporella prunicola CBS 121167
Lineage: Eukaryota; Fungi; Ascomycota; Dothideomycetes; Botryosphaeriales; Aplosporellaceae
Exons: 1
Source: RefSeq, a predicted model, not a curated record